AUGCCUCCCAAGACUGCCUUGUUGAGGUUGGCGACGCGCAGCAGCUCUUAUGUUUGCCAUUCCUGCCUCAGCAGCCUUAGCAAACACCCAGCGAAACAGAGUAGCGUGCGGCCCUACGCCAACGAUUCCAAGGGCAAGACUCGCCAGCGCUCCAAGGCGAUAAAGCCAGACUCCGAACAGUCCACCGAAGAGACACGAGAAAAACCAUACACUGUCAAAUAUUUCGAAAAGGAUACAACGGGUGAGGUCCGGCAGUUGCCGGUCGAAGAGGAUGGCGACGAUGUCGACAUGGAGGACAUAAGAGCCCUCGAGGCCAGUGCAUUGGCCAAGAUCGAAAAGUUCGACGCGACCCUGGAGUCGCUGAACAACAAGUCUCGGUUCCUUGAGAGAAUACUGGCAAAGCACGGGCCUAAGGGCGCAGUCGAAGCAUACAGGAGCGUGCUGGAAACCUACGACGCCGAGACCAGCACUACGCCCAUUCCUCUGGUCGUUGAGGAACAAAGUGGCCUGCGCAUGAGUAGAGCUGAGGUGCAAAAGAUAAAUAAAGCCCUGAAGUUCCUCAAUAACUCCAUCGAGCGUUCUACAACCCUCCUCCGGAAGAACCAGCUGGAUCACCUAAACGUCUCGAAAGUAUGGUCAUACUUCAAACAGGCAAGACCUGUCUUGUCCGACCCCCAGAGGAUAGUGCCAAAGAAUGCGUGGAAUGACCUAUGGGCCAUUCUCUCUUGGGAUAGCGAGAAAAACCCUCACCGAAUGGCUCACAUUCGCGGCCUAUGUCAUGCUAUGGUGGAGUCCGGGACAGAAUUGACUGACGAACAGCAAUUGCUACAAAUCGAAGCGGCAUAUUCUGAAGGCUACGAGAUGGUAGCGAUUGAGAAUUGGAAAAGACUUUGUCCGACCCUUGGCAGUAGCGCAUCCUCUGCGAUGGCUUUCUGGGAGCUGGGAGUGCGUUUAUGGUCACAGCGGGGGGAUAUAGGACGCGCGGAAAGGGCAUGUCAAGUUGUUCUCGACCGGGCAAGUGCUUCUACCCUGGCGGACUCCCAAGUGCUCCUGUACCUGAUAAGAGCAUAUGUCACCACGCCAGACCCCGCCGCUGCGGACAAGGGCUUCAAGCUUUAUAGGCGUAUGCGAGAUCUUGCGACAGAGAUCGAAAAGCCUAUGACAAUCGAAGACUAUGACAAUGUUAUCUCAAUCUUCCUCGAAUCGGGCCACCUGGAUUAUGCGAUGUACGCGUUCACGGAUAUGAUAUACUCGGGAACUGUCAAUCUCUACGGCAACAGCAAGCUACCCAGCUCUGUGAGGAACCAAUUCUUCUUCGGCAAGUGGCUGAAGAGGCUCAUCGGUGCCAGGGAUCUCGAUGGAGCCUACAAAGUCCUUGUAUACAUGCAAGAGAAUGGUGUUAUGGCCGCAGCUGUGCAGGUCAAUGGUCUCAUUGGGGCUUGGUUCCGAUCGAGAACAGCGGAGGAGCGCAAAAAAGCUGAGCUCCUUGCCUGGUCCAUGGUACACGCCCGAAAAGCCUUCGUCGAGCUGCGCCAACGAGAAAGCAGUAUAGAAUGGCCCAUCAGACUCUACGACGGCCGGCCCAGUAAUCGGGAGCACAACAGCGGAGAGCUCGACUACACGAUGGUGCCCCGCGCGUCCUCCGAGACUUUCAUUCUCUUGGCCGAGAACUAUCGCGAGCGAGGUCUCUUUGGCCGGCUCGAGGAAUUGUUCGUGGCGUAUAAAGAGUGUGAGAUCGGCGGAGACGCCAUGAUGAUGAAUGAGUUAAUCAUGGCGGCCGUUGAACAGGGAAAUGCCGAAAAGGCGCGGGAGCUGUACGAUUUGAUGGUGCACGAACAUGGUAUCCUGCCUAACACGGACACAUACGCCGUCCUUUUCAAGUCACUACCCAUCAACGCUCUACGGGGCAGGAAACUCACCCAGAUCGCUCCCCACGUGACGGCCGAGUCACAGGAACAAGCUCGUGGCUUCUUCAGAGACAUGGUCAACUCGACCUCGCUGUAUCAAGACAGGCGGCGGACACGUCAUGGUGAGCUGUCGGAGGAGCAGGUGAAGCUGAUGCUGCACAGCUUUCGCAAGUGCGCCGACUGGGCUGGCGUGAUUGUCGCGCUCGUGUGCCUCCGGGAUCUAAUGCGUUUCAACAUCACGCGCAACGUGUUGCUGGAAAUGAUUGGUGAGUACGAGGGGAUAGACCGCCCCUCGCCGCGGACGAGCAAGGUCGUGAUGCGGACCACGAUGAAGCUGCAGACUAUGAUUCACAACAUGCAGAAGAGGCAGCAGGAAGACCAAGCCCAAAGCCAAGGCGACGGCACGGAAACGGAGGCGAACAAGAGCCCGAGCGAGGUCAAGGAUCCCCAUAUACUGUAUAACAUACUGCUGGAGUACUACUACAAGAAGGCGGAACAGGAAUAUAGCGACACCGUGCAUUUCAGGGAUGUCUUCAAGAGAGCGCAGGAGGAGAUGGGCGCUUCCGAAAUCGCUCCAUUGGAGCUCCCUAAGGUGGAAGCGCCAGUGGAUCCCGAAGAGCUGGAAGGAGAGAUGGCAGUCGACGACGGUGAGAUGUACAAGAAAGUGUAA
Molecule: messenger RNA, 2577 nt
Organism: Diaporthe amygdali
Lineage: Eukaryota; Fungi; Ascomycota; Sordariomycetes; Diaporthales; Diaporthaceae
Exons: 1
Coding region: 1-2577 (858 amino acids)
Molecular function (GO): protein binding
Source: RefSeq, a predicted model, not a curated record